CUGCCGCGGCUGUAGUACAUAAAUCGUGCGUGCGCUGCAUUCCGUCCCCUAGAAAAACGAGUGCAAUGGCCAAGGAGCGCCCCAGCGUGCUGCUGUUUCUGUUCUCACUCACUUUCUUGCUGGUCCACACGCUGCCGUAUGAGCCUAAUGCGAAGUACAUCGGAUGGCAGGUGAAGCAAGUGAGGCUGGACGACGGGUCUCCGGAAGCGCUUGUUCAAGAUUUGUACGACCUUGAAGAUCCAAACUUGCUACAGGUUCUCCGAGUCAGCAGAGUGCAAGACGAAACCGACUGUGGCUUGGCAGAAAUAGCCGUCGCACCGAAUUAUGAGGAAGAAUUCUCGAACGCGUUAGCUGCGAGGGGCCUCAACUAUACCACUGUCAUCGCAGAUCUCGCCACGAAACUAUCUAUGGACGAGCCGUUCCUGCGCAGAGCCGAUCUGCUCCGCGGCGUUGCCACGUUCGAGCGCUUUAUGAGUUUCGAGGAGAUACAGGCGCACGUGGAGGAGCUGCCGAAACAGUAUCCGGGGCAGGUGAAGAUGCAGGAGCUGGACCGCACCACCGAGAAUCGGCCCAUCUACUUGGUGACCAUCCACAGCGGCUCCAGCAAGAAGAGCCCCGUGAUCUUCGUGGACGGAGGUAUGCAUGCCCGCGAGUGGGCGAGCCCUGCGGCAGCGCUGUUCCUGGUGGGUCAUCUGCUGGAGUCGCCGGCCCUCACGCGCGACGUCGAGUGGCGCAUCGUUCCGGUCCUCAACCCCGACGGAUACGUGUACACAUGGACCACCGAUCGCAUGUGGCGGAAGAAUCGAGGCGCGACGAGGUCGCUCCUCUGCACGGGCGUCGACAUCAACCGGAACUUUGAUUACCACUGGGGAGAGUCGGGGUCCAGCAAGCAACCCUGUUCCUCCAUCUACCAAGGGAUGACGCCGUCCAGCGAACCGGAAACGAACGCCUUGAUAAGCGCUGUCCUGGAGGUGAAGAGAAGGGUCAAGGCCUACGUAUCUCUCCACGCCUACGGGCAGUACAUCCUAUAUCCAUGGGGAUAUCGCAGGACCACGCCUAAGAAUAGCGCUGAAUUGGAAGAGGUUGGCAAAGGGAUGGCGGAGGCAAUAACCAAGGCUCAGGGAAAAGUCUUUGCUGUUGGCAGCAGUGCAAAGCUCCUUUACCCUGCCUCAGGAGCCUCGGACGACUGGGCGCUGGGCGUGGCCAAAGUGCCCCUGUCCUACACCCUGGAGCUGCGGGACGAGGGCGCGGCCGGCUUCGUGCUUCCGCCGAACCAGAUCAUUCCCGCAGCGAACGAGGCGUGGGCGGCCAUGAAGUACCUCGGCGAGUACGUGGCCACGCAGGAGGCCCGAACGCGGGAGGCGGGCAGCGCUGCGCCCGCCGCCGGGCAACGCGAUGCGCCCAGCAUCCGCACGGCAGCUCAUCCUGUGGGGCACGACCUGUUACCCAUGUUUCUCGAUGGCUUCGCCGGCGCCGACGGCGUUGACAGCGAAAGCGACGAGAGCGACAGCAGUGAAGAAAGCUUCAGCGAUGAGGUGGUCUAGUCGAAGGUCUCCGCGCCAGUGUCUGUGAUGCCGUUCGAGAAAAGUGAUGACGUAAUGUGAACAAGAACACAUACACACACACACACACACGUAAAUAUACAUGCAUGUACAUAUAUAAUCACACACACACACGCAUACAUACACACACACACAUACACACACACACACACACGCACGCACA
Molecule: messenger RNA, 1725 nt
Organism: Penaeus chinensis
Lineage: Eukaryota; Metazoa; Arthropoda; Malacostraca; Decapoda; Penaeidae
Product: carboxypeptidase B-like
Exons: 13
Coding region: 66-1544 (492 amino acids)
Biological process (GO): proteolysis
Molecular function (GO): zinc ion binding; metallocarboxypeptidase activity
Source: RefSeq, a predicted model, not a curated record